AUGCCUUUCCAUAAUAUACAAGAUCCUACCUUGGUAAGAGCUUUGAUUCAUCUCAAUGAAUUAAGGCAAGGCACUGCCCUUGAACCUAAUGGUAGGUUACUCGACCAGGCCGGUCUUAAACUUAGAUCAGAUUCUUCGCUCUAUCAGAAUGGAGAGCUUAUUCUCAACGAGUUUUCUCCCAUUAUCUUGGAUAUAGUCAGAUCCGACAGUACGACUCGUGAUGCAAAAAAUGCUUCCAUACAAAUGCUAGAUUCCAUUCUGGACCAUUUUACGUUUGAUCAAAUUCUGAGUAAGUUCAAUAUGAACCUUCUCAUCGAAGGAUUGAGCACGGAUAAGAGUGAGUUACGAAUUCUGAUUACCCAGAUUAUCUCUAAGGCUCGUCCUGCAGAUAUAGUAGCCAACACCUCGAUUGUGGUGACUCUUUUCCGCCUUUUGGCAAACGAAGACUCGUCCAUUGGAUUAGUUAACUCUAUACAGCAGUGCAUAUUGAUAUUAGCUGCCAACGGUGAGCUUGUCAGGCGUAGGAUCCUCUCGGAUGAGGUGACAAACGUUCUGCUACAGAUGAAACAGAACUCCAAAGUUGCUCCGAGACUUUAUGAUUUGAUCGUGGAGUUACUUCCGAUUAUCCCGGACAUUCCAGAGAGAUUGUAUCUCGUCACAUUUGAUCAGUUUGAGAAUGAUGAUGACCUGCUCUUAAACUCGUUAAUUAUAUCAUUUUACAGCAACAUUCUUCAGUCUGCUAUGGUGGACGCCCGAAUGAAACCUAUAGUUGAUAGUAUCAGCGAACAGAUUGAUUAUAUCACUCGCGUGUACAUAGAUAAGAGCUUCAAGACGGAGCUUCGAAGUUUCUUCAAUCUGGAGCCCGUUAUAUUUCUCUGUAAACUUUCCCAGAUAGCUCCUCAAAAAUUUGCUUCUAUGGACUCCAAAUACCAUAUUCUUGACUAUGCGAUUGACAGGUAUACUGGAAAGGAUGACGAUACUUCGAUUUAUCUACUUGCCAACGUUGAACCGAGAUUUUUGGAGACAAAAGAUUCAUUUCUACAAGGUUUUGAGCUAAAGGGGAAAACUACGCCCAUAUACAACAAUUUGAUCAAGGAUCAGCUACUUCUUGAGUCCAAACUUCCUGUUACAUCUUCUCAAAUUGCCCAAUUGGAGGUAUCUGAUUUUUUGGAAGUAAUACGGGCCCUCAGUUCUACGGAUUUUGGUAUUUACAAACUUGUUAAUACUUGGUCUUCGCUAAUAGUCAAGCUUUUGAGUAUCACUGACAUUACAAGUCCCGAUGUUUGGCAGGCCAAGCUCAGCAUCUUGGAUUCUCUGUAUCAGGCAAGAAGUUCGUUGGGUGUUUGGUCUCCCAAAAUUGUUGACGCAUUCAGCCUCAUGAAGAAUGGACGUGCGCUUACUUCUGAAGCCAGUGUCAUGGAUACUACUAUGUAA
Molecule: messenger RNA, 1434 nt
Organism: Brettanomyces nanus
Lineage: Eukaryota; Fungi; Ascomycota; Pichiomycetes; Pichiales; Pichiaceae
Exons: 1
Coding region: 1-1434 (477 amino acids)
Source: RefSeq, a predicted model, not a curated record